Molecule: messenger RNA, 771 nt
Organism: Heteronotia binoei (common prickly gecko)
Lineage: Eukaryota; Metazoa; Chordata; Lepidosauria; Squamata; Gekkonidae
Product: early activation antigen CD69-like
Exons: 7
Coding region: 76-771 (231 amino acids)
Source: RefSeq, a predicted model, not a curated record
CGCUGCCUGCCUGUCUGCGGGGGGACUGGUCGGCGGAACCGCCCGAGACCAGAGUCGCCACCUGAGAGCAGAGAAAUGAAGGGAUCUUGGAAUCCGCUUGAAGGAAACCUUGGAAAAGGAACCACGAAUGCAGCAUCUGGUCAAGCGAUACUGUUCCUCAAUGGAUGCUCAGGAAUGCAGGACUCCUGUGUGCAAAAAAAAAGGUCAUUGAAAGCGCUCCUUCAUCAGUGCAAGAGAGUCAUGCAAAGCCUAGCCGAUAGGCAGGAUUCUGAAGUCACCACAAAAGACAUUGUCAUCGUCGUCACCUUGGCCGUGCUGUUGCUGAUCUCCGUCGGUUUCAAUAUUUACCUGGCUGUCAAGCGCCAGCAUUUGCAAGCUGCUUUGAGCCAAUCGUGCCCUGAAGGCUGGGUCCGGAGUGGAGGCAGGUGCUACUAUUUCUCUGCUACCAAAGAGGCCUGGGACUUUGGUCAGGAUCAUUGCCUUUCCAACGGGGGCUCCCUGGUGGCGAUGGACACUUCGCAGGAAAGGGAUUUUGUCAUGAGCUCGGAAGACUUGAAUGAAUAUUGGAUUGGUCUCUGGAGAGAGGGAGCUGGAAAGCCCUGGAAGCAGCCCGAUGGGUCCCUCUUCAGCAACUGGUUUCCAAUAGGAGGCAACGGGCUCUGUGCCUACCUGAGUGAUGAAGAGGUCAACUCUACACGGUGUGUCAACAGCCGGCAAUGGAUCUGUAGCAAACCUGUUGGUGGUUUUCUCUCAACAAGCUCAGAAUCAUAA